AAAAAAUAGUGUUGAAAAAAUGAUGAAGUGGAAAGGUGGUUGUGGAAGAAAUAAAAAAGGUUGAUGAUGAAAGACAUCCUUGUCAAAAGCCAACCACACUGAGACAAGGACUCUGUGAUAUAAACUUUGAUCCAUGAAUCCAUCAACAACACCACCCACCUGAAAUCCAACACACUCGACUGUGUUUACAUGGACGAUCACCCAAACUCAACUCCAAAAAACACCAUUGGCCUCUGUCUUCUCCCACAAGAACUCAUCCAAACCAUCUUCCUUUCACUCGUGCUACCCGAAAUCGUUCGUUUAAAGCUCGUCAACAAAUCCUUCUCCCGAAUCAUCUCCGACCACACCUUCGUUCGCCAGUGCAACACUCUAUCCACUUCCACCACCUGGCUCUUCGUCUACAAAAAGCGCUGGCUCCGUGACGCCGUCCUCCACGCCUUCACCGAUCGGAGCUCCGAUCGCUGGUUCCGGAUCCCCAUCGCCGACCUUCUCAAACCGGUUCACUUCCACGGGGAGGACCUCUACUUUCUCGCCGCCUCCAACAACAUCUUCCUCUUCGCCUCCAACACCGUUCGCGAGGUCGUCGCUGUUAAUUUAGUCUCCGUCACCGUUAAGAAGAUCCCCCCUUCCCCGUUGGGUCCACGUGGCACCUCCUCGUGGAGGCGAUCCGGUAUGAAGCUCGUAACCGAACCGUCCGGGUCGGGUCACUUUCGUUUCAUGUUCGCGGAGUUCGUCGGGAACCACCCCGUUCUGUUUGUGUACGACUCCAGGACUGACACGUGGAAGUCAACGGAGGCAGUGGAGAGUGGCGCGAGUGAAUUUUCGCCACGUGGCGGGGGUCACUUUUUUCUGAACGUGGUUCACAGGCCCAGAGAGAGCGUUUUGGUUGCGUCAACAGCGGAGUGCGAUGCGGCGGUGGUUCUGCGGCCGAGAUUUAACUACGGGAGGGGUGUGGGCGGUAAUUUGACGGUUGGAUUCAGCUGGGGGAACGUGAUUGACCGGUUGCACGUAUACGGUGAUGGGUAUAUGAUGAUCGUGAAAUCGGAGGGUGCGAGGGUAAUCGGAGAGGGUGGGGUGAGUAGAAGCGUGAGGGUUUUGAAGGGUGUGGAACUGUGGGGUCUUAGCUUGGAAGGAAGAAAGUGGGAGUUUUUGUCUAUGGUUGGCGGCGUGAUUGAGAAGCCUUAUGCGGCGAUGAUGGGGUGUUUGGAAGAGAAAAAUGGGGUGGUGACGGCGGCGUUGGUGUGUAAUUGCGAGGGAGUUUGGGAUAUGACGUGGCUAUGUUUUGAUGCGAAAUGGAAGCAGUGGAGAUGGAUGGCACUCCCUGAUUGCAAAAUGAAGGGUUGGAACAUGGCCGGAAUAAGCUUCUCUUCUGGACUUACCUUGCCAUGAAUCAACAAUCAUCAAACAUUUUAUGUUACUUAUUUAUUUAUCAAUCACUUCUUUUCGCUUUC
Messenger RNA from Vigna radiata var. radiata (mung bean), 1451 nucleotides. RefSeq lists its product as uncharacterized. The transcript has a single exon. The coding region runs from base 190 to 1389 and encodes 399 amino acids. Lineage: Eukaryota; Viridiplantae; Streptophyta; Magnoliopsida; Fabales; Fabaceae. Gene Ontology annotation, molecular function: protein binding. The record is from RefSeq and is a predicted model, not a curated record.